AUGCCCGCGGGCAAGGGGGCCCCCAGGGGCCCCCACGGCCUCCCCAACCGGGUGCAGUGUACCCUCGAGGGGCCCCGGGAAAGCCCCGUGGUUUCUCACGAAAUGGAGGUUUUUGAUUUGGAGACUUUUGAAAAGAAUUUGAAAAUCAAAAUUUUGGAAUGCAAACCCCAAAUCGUGGUUUUGGAACUCAAGGGUUGCGACGCCUCCCUCGCCAACGCCCUUCGCCGCAUCCUCAUCAUAUACGCGCGGGACUUGAAGUGGAUUCCAAUGUCGGAGAGACAAAAGCAAAAAUUUGCACAAGACCCUCCCGCCCCAGUCCACCCCGACAUCUUAAUUACAAAACUCAGGCCAGGCCAGGAAAUUGAACUGUUCGGCUUCCUAGAGAAGGGGCUGGGGAAGACGCAUGCGAAAUGGUCGCCGGUGGCGACUGCGGUGUACAGACUGGAGCCUGAGUUUGUCUUCACAAGCCCAAUAGAAGGCGAAGAUGCGGAAGAGCUAAAGGAGUUAUGUCCCAUGGGGGUUUUCGAUAUUGAAGAUUCCACUGGCCGUGCCUACGCGAAGUUCCCUCGAAAUUGCACGACUUGUCGUGCAUGUUUGGAGCGUUUUGAAAAUCAGUUGCAACUCAACAAGAUCCCGGACCAGUUCAUUUUUUCAAUCGAGUCGACUGGCUCGGUGCCGGCCCCAGAGCUGUUCGAGAUGGCAGUGGAGGUCUUGCUGGAAAAGGCAAUUACCUUUCGCGAGAUCAUAAGGACGAAGCAGCUGGAGUAA
Eimeria necatrix is the source of this 768-nucleotide messenger RNA. Its product is annotated as DNA-directed RNA polymerases I and III subunit RPAC1, putative. Gene Ontology annotation, cellular component: RNA polymerase III complex; RNA polymerase I complex. The transcript is spliced from 7 exons. Gene Ontology annotation, molecular function: protein dimerization activity. Lineage: Eukaryota; Apicomplexa; Conoidasida; Eucoccidiorida; Eimeriidae. Gene Ontology annotation, biological process: DNA-templated transcription. The record is from RefSeq and is a predicted model, not a curated record. Bases 1 to 768 code for a protein of 255 amino acids.